CUGGGCCGUGGAGCCUCUGGUUUGGGGCUGCGUGACCGCCAAUGCUGGCAGCGAGAGCAGGAGGAGAGCAGCAAGCAAGCAGAACCACUUUGAUCCUUCCAUGGGAACCUAGACCACAAUCCAAUCUCCAUAUGCGUCGCGUGAUGUGCGGGCGAGCCUGUCCAGGGCUGCAGUGACAGGCACUGGGCGCCAAGUGGCCUCAAAUGUCCAACCGGGCAGCGCUUAUGUACGGGAGCGCUGAUCCACCGACAGACAAAGUCUCAAGGGCGGUCGCGGAAAAUGGCUGGUGGUCGGGCGGCCUCUUUUAGCCCCUGCCUGGCCCUGGGAGGCGAUCUGGCGCGCUAGGAUGGAUGGAUGGAUGGAUGGACCUACAGUAGCACAAGUAGCACAGGGCCGAGACAUUUUUCCUGCCCGCCCCAUACUGUAUGUACCGCGCUCCUUGGGCCAGCUAACUGCCGUCGCCAUCUUAGAAGCGCCAUCUUUGCUCGGCGCUCGACUCGGAUCGCGCUAGGACCGGUCUUGUCCAUAAUAUAUCCUGCACAGGCACUGUCGCAGGUGCCUGGGUUCCGUUGGCCACUCACUCUGCUCGCCCAGCCCGCGUGCUUGCCCACCUUGACCCCUCCGCCGCUUGGCCCAUCCACCCUCUACCCUCCCGUCGCGCGCCAUUGCAAGCACAGCACACACAAGCGAGCGCAACCGCAAGGCCCCCAGCCUCUCCCAGCAGCUCCCAGCGGCACAAGUCAUAACUCUAAAGCUAAAGGCCCGUCCCAAGGCGCCACAAGAACCGCGGGCGGGUAUUCAGUGUACCGGUGACGGGUGAAAGGCGCUGCGUCGAGAUAAGCUUCGGCCAGUCCAACUGACGGGCCUUGCCUUGGAUCCGUUGUCUCUUUUGAUACUUGAUGUUUUCUUUCUCUCCUUUUUUCUUCUCUUUUUCUCUUCCUUUAUUCUUGCCCUCUCAACGGCUUCAUCAUUACCUCCCUUAUAUCUCGCUGUUAUUUGCCCAUUUUCCAUUUUCCCACGCCCCUCUCGGAUCACGGAGAGGCGCCGGAUCCGAGUGACAGGACAGGGAGACGCUGUCGGCGCUUGUGCACGGCGUUCCUUGAAACCGGCUCCUCCCAAGCACCCACAGCUCUGCACAGCCUCCCCGCGGGUCCCAAAACUACGAGGGAAGAACCAAAAAGGCGGGCGCGCAUGUGAGACGGCAGUUGUCGGUGAAGCGUUUGGCCGGACCAGGACUGGCGAGAACCAGGCUUCCCAUCCGGUGUUCCCCUGCAGGCCUCGCCCAUCCCCGUUGUGGCGGCACCACGCUGGACUGCUUGCAUCCUUGAUCACGGCGCAUGCGCACAGGGCUUGACUUUCAGCGCUCAGGAGAAACCCCCACCAUUGACGAAGGGAAGAGUUGGAGGGGAAAUUGGACUGAGCCAGGGCUCACCCACUCCCUCCCCACCAUCUGUGUGUGUCAAGCAAUCAAAAAAGCCCCAGCCAGUAUAACCGACUGGGGUGAGGGUUGAGUGAUUGAUUGCUUGAUUGCUUGAUUGACCGACCGAUCGACCGACCGAGAAAGGUCGUAAAAGUCGGUCUCCCAAGUCCUUGCGCUCGCAGACACACGCCUGUCUAUUGAAACUCUCGGGCGCAUUCCUCAAGGUUUUCUCGCUCAGUGGUUCGUCAGCCCGCGCAAACCGACGUGCGCGAACCCACACAGCACUGAUUGAAUCGGAGGCAUUGAUCGCCCCAACCAGCUCUUGCUCCUGAACACACUCACUCGCUCGCUCGCACACACACACCCCCCUCUCCCCUCCCCCGUCUGCGCACGCAAAGGCCGCCCAGCGUCUGGUGCUCGUUUUGGUCCCCGCCCAGAACUCGCACAAUCGGCUCUUUAUCCCAAACACAAAAUCGGCUCGACUGGCGACUUGGGUUGCUCCCUGGGCUGCCUGAAGAGUGCGAGUGGAAUCCAUCAAUCCUCGGACCCGCCCUCUGCAGUCGAGGUGCAGGCAGGCCCCCCCCCUAGAAUUCUUUUGGCGGGCGCUGGUUGGGUGGCUCCCGGGUCUUGUCAGCACACAGCACAGCACAGCACAGCACAGCACAGCACGCUCCCGUCUACACAGCCCCAGCCUUCGCGGCAUAGCCACGGUGCCUGGCAGACUGUGACUCGUUUCUGCCUUGCCUCGAUUCUAAAGACGGAAACACCUGCAAUCCCAUCGCCAGACACCCUCCAUCGCACCACCGCGCACCACCAUGGAUCAAUCCCGGCAACCCGAGCCUGGUCGCGGGCGAUCGCCGUCCGCCGCGAACAUGUCUGCUACCCCCCAACAGCUCUCUCCCCAUAUAAGACAAAGCCACUCGCCGUCCCCUGCGCCCCAGCCCUUUCCCCAGUCCGAGAGCGGCCUCGGCCUAGGGAUAGUCUCGUCACAUUUCCCCAGCUUCAGCAACGACUCCAACGGGUAUCUCAGCCACCAGCACCAGCCGCAGCCCUUCAGCGACUCGCUGACCGACCCCGUACUCGACCUCGCCCGCGACCCUCCCGUGUGCUCCCCCUACCAGCAAGACUACGUCCUCACUCCCGGCGCCGGCUCCUUUGCGUCGGCCGACUUUUCUCUCUUUCCGCCCGCCACCACGGAGCAGCUCAACACCCCGCUCUUCGUCACGAGCGACGCCCAGCAGCAGCUCCAACAGCGGUCGUCGCCGCAGCCGCAACUCGGCACCCCAGACCUUACCAUGGCCACGUCGCAACCGCACCACAGCCCGACCCCUCCCCACCUGCUCCAGCCGGAGCCGCACCAGCCCGGCUCCGCCCACCAGUCCCCGUCCUUCAACACCCAUCAGUUCUCGUCGCCGCCCGGAAGGCAUUCGCGACACACCUCGCUGGGCCCCGAGGCCGCCCUGCUCCCCGGCCAGGUGGACUGGAGCGCGUCGCAGUUCCAGGGCCACAGGCGCAGCCCCUCCGAGUUCUCGGAUGUGUCCUCGGUCGCGCCGUCGCCGAACCUGGUCAGCUCCGACAGCUUCGAGCACAUUGAGCACUCGCCAAUGCAGCGCCCAGUAGACUCGUCGGGCCUGUACAACGAGCUCAACGGGAUGGGCACCUUCAGCCUGUCGGAUGCCCACCACCACAGCCCCGACCUGAGGGCACGGAGCCCGUCCAACAGCCCCGCCAUCUCACCAAGGAUCCUGCCGCGGCAGCUGCCCGACAUGAGCCAGGGCAACGGCUUUAUCCUGCAGGGCCAGGGCAACGCCUACGCUGCCCACCCCCAGUUUAAUGUGCAAGCCGCCGAGGCCUUCCCCCAGCUCCCGCAGACCUUGGACGGUGGCAUGCAGAUGCAGGCCCCCACAAUCAACAUCGACUUUGCCCCAACCUCGAUGAAGAGUGGGUUCGAGAACAAGUCCAUGAUAGAUACUGAUGCACUAACGCCGCCCGAAAGAGGUCGGGUGCGUUCGAGACCCCGUGCGGUCACGGACCCAUACAGCAGCGGCGUCACGCCAUUACCCCGGCAUGCGAGCAACAGCCUGUCGCCCAAUCCAGACGUGUCCUCGCGGGACUCUUCCCGUUCUCUGUCGCCUCUGGACCGGGGCAGUGCCUCCCCCAACAGAAGACGGCAGUCGACCUCGUCAGUUCCCAACAACAUCAUGGCGCUGCGCCUGGCCGACCCCGAGUACGCUGCCCAGGCGGGCGCCGAUGGGGCUCCCGGGGCCAACGGUGGCGCCAAGCGGGUUCAGAAACACCCUGCCACCUUCCAGUGCUCUCUGUGUCCUAAGCGCUUCACACGCGCGUACAACCUUAGGAGUCACUUGCGCACGCACACGGACGAGCGCCCCUUCGUCUGCAACGUGUGCGGCAAGGCUUUUGCUCGGCAGCACGAUCGCAAGCGCCACGAGGGAUUGCACUCGGGCGAGAAGAAGUUUGUCUGCAAGGGAGACCUCAAAGCCGGCGGCCAGUGGGGCUGUGGGCGGCGGUUCGCGCGGGCCGAUGCGCUUGGGCGUCACUUCCGGUCCGAGGCCGGGCGCAUCUGCAUCAAGCCGCUGCUGGACGAGGAGAUUAUGGAGCGUCAACGCCUGUGGCAGGAGCAGAGGCUGCAGGCCGUGGCGCAACAGCACCAGAACAUGAUGAUGCCCGGCAUAGACCCCAACACGGGCUAUCCUGUCGACGCCGCUGGCAACUACGCCCUGCCUGCCGCGCUUAUCGCACAAUACCCCGCGCUCGCCCAGAUGAACUGGGGUCCUGGCGGCAUGGAAGAUAACUCCGGCAUCCAGGACGACGUGUCGGGCCGCAGCAGCUUUGAUGCCAGCGAUUACGACGACGUCGACGAUGGAGGCUACGUCUCGGGCCCCGGCACAGGAUUUGGCCAGGGCGGGAUGGGCGAGGGCUUUGGCGAAAUAGGCUACGCUAGUGACUAUGGCGGCCGAUAAUGGCGGCGCUAUGGGACCACGUGUUCAUCACAGCCGCUCCUCCCAGGUAUCUUGACGCUGGAAUGUUUUGCCUCUUCUUUUUUGCUCGGCGCUCGGCGCAUUUGUUGCCAAACUACUCUCUUCUUCGUGUGUCUGGAACUUUUGAAGUCUCCGACGACGGGCUAUUUCUGGUUUGUGUCCUUUUAGUCUUGGCCCCAUUUAGUUGGACGACAACGGUCAUGCAAUGAUUUAUCUAUCAAUGCCGGUUAUGUUUCUUUUGUCCACGACUCUUCUCUUCUUGAUAGCACCCUACCUAGUUAAAUUGCGUGUGACUUCUUUGCGUUUUGGUUACUGGUGGUUUUGUUGGAGUUCACAAAUGGCCUUUGGACAUGGCGGCCGUGUAUUUGGGGUGUUUACAGAUAGUCUACUCUCAAUCAUGCCCAAGGAUUCAUUCUGCUUUCGGAGUGACAUUUAUAUAUACCCAGUAUCUUAUUUCCUGCACAUCGAAGGAGCGCAAGUUCCUGUUCGGGGAACGUGUAUGGCUUGUUGAGCAUACCUAUGUUUGAAUGCCAGUUUUAUCGCCGACACUUUUUAACCCGCUCAAGUAUUCCCGA
Messenger RNA from Gaeumannomyces tritici R3-111a-1, 4994 nucleotides. RefSeq lists its product as hypothetical. The record is from RefSeq and is a predicted model, not a curated record. Lineage: Eukaryota; Fungi; Ascomycota; Sordariomycetes; Magnaporthales; Magnaporthaceae. Gene Ontology annotation, biological process: regulation of transcription by RNA polymerase II. Gene Ontology annotation, molecular function: RNA polymerase II cis-regulatory region sequence-specific DNA binding; DNA-binding transcription factor activity, RNA polymerase II-specific. The transcript is spliced from 2 exons. Gene Ontology annotation, cellular component: nucleus. The coding region runs from base 2236 to 4401 and encodes 721 amino acids.